AUGGAUGAUAUAACGCAACCGACACAACAAGCCACUCAGGCUACACAGAAGUACCUAAUAGAUAAGUUUUCUCAGGAGAAAAUAGACGACGAUGUGGUGUGCAGAGUAAUAUGUACAACUGGUCAAAUAAGUCUACGGGACUUGAAGGUUCAACCUGAAAGUAUAUUCAAAAAGGAAUCAUCAAUUAAAAAAACAUGGACCUUUGGAAGAAACCAAGGAUGUGAUUAUUAUCUGGGGGAUAUUUCAAGACUGUCCAACAGACACUUUAUGCUAAUGCUGGGUGAAGAAGGAACUUUAAUGCUGAAGGAUACAUCAACCAAUGGAACAUGGUUAAAUGGAGCGAGGAUACAAAAGGAUACGAAUCACAUCUUGACCCAAGGGGAUGAAAUAAGUGUUGGAGUCGGCGUUCCCAGCGAUGUCGUUAGUUUAGUGAUUUUCAUCAACGAUAGUUUCAAAAAUAGACUAAAAGAACUCAAUAUGAUGAAGGAUGUGACUUCACCUGCUUCAUCUUCAAAGAGCAAAUAUCAGAUAUCAAUGGGACAUACAGAAUUAAAAGGAAUACACAAAUACUAUUCGAUAUCAGAUUCGAUUGUUGGUCAAGGUGCUUUCGCUACUGUGAAGAAAGCUGUCGAAAGGUCAACAGGCAAAACAUUUGCGGUCAAAAUAAUUCAUAAGAGAAAAGUAAUGGAUAAAUUUGAUGGAGUGAAGAGGGAACUAGAUGUAUUGCAGAAAUUAAAUCACCCCAGGAUAGUUAAACUUAAGGACUUUUUUGAAGACAAUGAUAAUUAUUACAUGUUGAUGGAGUUUGUCAGCGGAGGCGAUUUAAUGGAUUUCGUAGCAGCCCAUGGAACUGUAGGCGAGGAUGCCGGCAGAGAGAUAACACGACAGGUUUUAGAGGCAGUAAAAUACAUGCAUGAUCAAGGAAUUAGCCAUCGAGACUUGAAACCUGAUAAUAUAAUGAUAGAGCAAGACGAUCCAGUUCUUAUAAAGAUAACCGAUUUUGGCCUGGCAAAAGUACAAAAUCAGAAUACAUUCCUGAACACUUUUUGUGGUACUCUAGCAUAUGUUGCACCUGAAGUUAUAGACGGGAAAAAUGCUGAAGAUAAAACUAAUCGAGAUCUGUAUUCCUCACUUGUUGAUAUGUGGUCAAUUGGAUGCCUAGUUUACGUUAUUCUUACAGGUCACUUGCCUUUUAGUGGUCAGUCUCAGAAUGAAUUGUUCAAGCAAAUAAAACGGGGCUCUUAUCAUGAAGGACCAUUAAAGGAUUAUAGAAUAUCCGAAGAGGCAAGAAACUUCAUAGAUUGCCUGUUGAAUGUGGACCCUAAAGAAAGAAUGAACGCAGGAAAGGCCCUGCAACAUCCAUGGAUGAAAAUGGCAUACGUUGAUAGCAUGCAGUCACAAAUAUCCAUCUCACAAUCCUUGUCCCAGCAACAAUUUGUUGACAGUAUGAAUGAGGCUGAAUACGAAUCAUACAUUGCGAAAAAGAGGUUAGAGAUUAUCAAGAAAGAAAUAACGGCGCCUGCUGCAGAAACUAAUAAAGAGCCUGUAUUCAAAAAACCACAAAUUGCACCAUCUAAAAUUGCACAAUCCCAAAACUUGCAGUUUAACUUUUCAAAUCCUAAUACUGGUAAAGCUAUUAAUGUUAAUUAUAAAUCUGGUGAAGAAGGACUUUCAAACAAUAAGAACAAAAAGAUCAAUAGACCACUUACAAAGGUCAAUGGGGAGGGGCUAUUUCUCACUUUGCAUUCCUUACCUGGCUCAUCUAUUUCAGGUAAGGUCCAAGUAAAACAAGGGAUAAAUCCAUUCUUCAUCGGUAGGUCAGACGAAUGCAACUGUAAAAUUGAUGAUAAUCGUUUAUCUAGGAUACAUUGCUUCAUAUUGAAGAAAAGACACGCUGUCGGUGACAGUAUUUAUGAAUCUCCAGCUCAAGGUCUUGAUGAUGUAUGGUAUUGCCAAAGUGGUACUAACUCAAGCUAUGUUAAUGGAAAGAAAAUCACUCCGGGCACAAAGAUCUUACUUCAUGAUGGCGAUGAAAUCCAAAUUAUAUGGGAUAAAAUCAAUGAUGUCACUGUUUCUUUCCAGCUUGAGUUCAAUGAUACCACUGGUUUGUUCCACGAGGGGAAGCUGGAUACCAAUGAGAAAACAAACAAGACACUUCUACAUAAACAGACACAGGAGGAGUUAGCUUUAGUCCCUAAGUUUAUGGAAUUUAUGAAGUCUAGAUCAUCACAACAUGCCAAAUCUAAUAUAAACCAGUCCUCUUCCAGUAACAUAGAUGCCAACUCGCAAAAUAUCGAGGAAUUAGAUUCUGUCGUUGAGAUGAACUCGACUACAGGAUUGAAAAGAAUACAUUCAGUGUCGUUAUCUCAAUCUCAACCGCAGACAACCAAAAGGGCUAAGCUUGCCCAAGCCCAGAAACCAGAUAUUGAAGGAUUUCUCUGA
Messenger RNA from Kluyveromyces lactis, 2442 nucleotides. RefSeq names its product serine/threonine/tyrosine protein kinase RAD53 (gene RAD53). Gene Ontology annotation, cellular component: cytoplasm; nucleus. Lineage: Eukaryota; Fungi; Ascomycota; Saccharomycetes; Saccharomycetales; Saccharomycetaceae. The record is from RefSeq and is a predicted model, not a curated record. Gene Ontology annotation, biological process: deoxyribonucleoside triphosphate biosynthetic process; meiotic recombination checkpoint signaling; DNA repair. The transcript has a single exon. Gene Ontology annotation, molecular function: ATP binding; protein binding; protein serine/threonine/tyrosine kinase activity. The coding region runs from base 1 to 2442 and encodes 813 amino acids.